Armigeres subalbatus is the source of this 2662-nucleotide messenger RNA. Its product is annotated as nucleosome-remodeling factor subunit NURF301-like. The record is from RefSeq and is a predicted model, not a curated record. Gene Ontology annotation, molecular function: RNA polymerase II cis-regulatory region sequence-specific DNA binding. The transcript has 3 exons. Gene Ontology annotation, biological process: regulation of transcription by RNA polymerase II. Gene Ontology annotation, cellular component: NURF complex. Lineage: Eukaryota; Metazoa; Arthropoda; Insecta; Diptera; Culicidae. The annotation marks the transcript as partial.
GUCAGCGUCAGCGCGGCCUUCGCAGCUUCACGUCGGGUCGGAUACGCUUUGCAACAUACCAACCCCGCAUACUACGCCAGAGUCCAGCCAGCGACGACAGCCUCCACACAACAAAACGAUUCGAGACUCCAUCAGUGGCGGACGCGUUUGUGGAAGUCAGUGCAAAUUUAUUCGCAUAGUUGCAAAAGUGUCAUCAACUUGUAGCAGUGUGGUGCGGAAAAGUGUAAACAUCGCGAUAGAAGUCGAUUUCCAUCCGGAAAAGGUCCAAUUAGAACACGAUAAGCGAAUUUUCCAUCGAAUGUGAAAUUUUGUACACACACGCAUACGGACGCAGCAGAAGAGAGAGACAAGGUUCAAGAUUUUCACCUGAGUGCUUGCUAGUGUCGGUGAGACGGGAGAAGGUAGUGACGGUGUGUGCGUUUUAACGACUGCGAAAAAUAGAAGGACGCUUCUGAUUGGUUGACCGUUUGACAGGCGCUGGAGAAGAUUUUUACAACUUUGUUCAAAGUGCCAUAAUUUUCGGUGCAAAGUGCAAUAAUUUGCGGAAAAUUGCUUAAAGUGACGAAGUUUUACGAAUUUUUAAGCAUAAAGUGCGUUUUAGGGUAGUGGAUUUACAAGUAGAAAAAGUGACCGAGCGCAGCUCUGUUGGACAAGAUGGCGACGGCUACGAGAGCCAAUCAGCGUCGAGCUUCUGUCGCUCGGGUACAGGAUGAUGAUUUUUCAUACGUUUUCGCGUCAUCGUUCAGCAGCAGCAGCAAAAUUUAGUGCGUCCUCGUCGCAGAAGGAAGAACAAAACCCAAGAUCAGCAAGUGAGGAAGAGUGUGUGCAAGAUUUUGGGCUCGCGCGGAAAAAAUCGAACCAAAUUGGAGUCCGAGAAUAUCUCCCUGACAUGUGUCAGGUGAAAAUUGGUGAAAUUGGUUAAAGUGCUGGUGGAAAUCGCUGGAAGUGUCCCGAACGAAAAUUCGAUUCUACCAAGUAAACUAGAAAGUACCAAAGAGCACACUAAGCGACUCCAUUUUGGAAGUAACGUUACCAGAAACGUUAGUAUUGAGCUGGUUCAAAUACCAGACCCAACCUCUAUAAGACAACAGUUCAUCACGGCUUCCAAAUGAGCAGCCGGAAGUCUGCGGCGGCAGCCGCCGCAGCCGGGCAGGGCUCCUCUGGUGGUAAGAGGCGCGGUCGCCCACCAAAGUCACAGUCAGCCGCCAUGGAGCGGCCGAAGAGCAACUUCCAGUACCAUCUACUGAAGAAACCGAAAUAUCUCUGCAAAGACGGUGGCAACGGGGAUUCACGUUUCAGCACCCCGUCGGCAUCUCGUGCGUCGUCACCGCAGGGCAGCGAGGAGAGCCGCCCUUCCACAUCAAGACGAUCGGCUCCGGCCAAGGCACCACGCUCGGCAAAGGCCACAAAGGGACGACGAUCUGCGAGUGGACGAGGGCGAGGUGGAAACAGUCGAAAAAGUUACACCUACCACGAGUCGGAGUAUCAUUACGGCUCGGACUUUGGCGACGACAGUGACAAAAGCGACGCCUAUGAUGAUUCCAUGCGCUCGGCCAGUGAUUCCGAAGACAGCCUUGCGAAUGAAUCCGAGUCCGAUUUUUCCAUUCAAAGUUUCAGUGUGUCGACGGGAGUUGUCUGCACAAAGGAGCCAUCUCCGGAUCCGGUGUGGCUUCAGGAACGCAAUUAUCCGCCAUUGGAGUUGCCGGCCUCGUCGGAGGAUUUGCUAGUUCCAAACAGUAUUGUUCUGAAGUGUACCUCGAUCUACGAAAUCAUCAGACGGUUCAGAAAUUUGGUACGACUUUCGCCAUUCCGGUUAGAGGACUUUGCGGCAGCGAUCAUGUGCGAAGAUCAAAGCCCACUGAUGACGGAGAUACACGUUAUGCUUCUGAAGGCUAUUCUCCGGGAGGAAGAUUCCCAACAGACUCACUUUGCACCUUUGGAUCAGAAAGACAGUGUCAAUAUAGCGCUUUAUUUGAUAGACAAUAUUACGUGGCCAGAGGUGUUGCGGAGUUACAUUGAAAGUGACCCUAAUUUAGAUCAAAAAGUUUUGGAGAUACUCACAGUCAACGAGUAUCCAUUUGUAUCAGCAGAAAAGCGUUUGACAGUGUUGCAAUUUUUGACGGAUCAAUUCUUGGUUACCACCACAGUUCGAGACGACAUGUUGCAAGAGGGUCCAAUCCAUUACGACGAUCAUUGUCGUAUCUGUCACCGGUUGGGAGAUUUGCUGUGCUGUGAAACUUGUCCCGCUGUUUUUCAUCUGGAGUGCGUUGAUCCGCCGUUGGUGGAUGUUCCGAGCGAGGAUUGGCAGUGUAAUCUGUGCAAGCUUCACAAGGUAUCUGGAGUUAUGGACUGUAUUACGGCACAAGAGAAACAAGGAAUGCUUUGCAGGCAGGAAAUGAUUGGAUAUGAUCGACAUGGCCGGAAAUAUUGGUUCAUCGGCAGGAGAAUUUUUAUAGAGACCGAAGAUUCUUCCGAGGUGUGGUAUUUCAGUACGGUCAAGCAGUUCGAAUAUUUGCUCUCAAAGUUGGAUCCUAAUGAUUUGGAAAUGCAUCUCUGCAAGGAGUUGGAUGAAAGGAAAGAUGAAAUAAUAAAACAUAUGACUCUCACCGAGACAAUAACCAAUCAGCAAAAGGGCAAUAAAAAGUCCUACAUUGAAUUGGAC